Penicillium maclennaniae is the source of this 240-nucleotide messenger RNA. Its product is annotated as NAD(P)-binding protein. The coding region runs from base 1 to 240 and encodes 79 amino acids. Lineage: Eukaryota; Fungi; Ascomycota; Eurotiomycetes; Eurotiales; Aspergillaceae. The transcript has a single exon. Gene Ontology annotation, molecular function: oxidoreductase activity, acting on the CH-OH group of donors, NAD or NADP as acceptor. The record is from RefSeq and is a predicted model, not a curated record.
AUGGCCUUGGAGCUUGGCCCGAGGGGUAUUCGAGUCAAUGUCGUGGCUCCGGGGGGAGAUCCAUAUACCUCGACGAAUGUGUCCGUUGUGUCGGGCGAAGAAACCAUGCAGCGGGCGGCUGAGAAGGUUGCUCUGGGAAGACUGGGCCAACCGGAUGAAAUUGCAGAUGUGGUGGCUUGGAUAUUCCAGAGUAGCUAUAUGAAUGGGAGUGUGGUCGAGAUCAAUGGAGGUUUGCAGUGA